AUGGUUGCGCGGGUGCGUUGUCCCGGGGGGAAGGUGCGCCGGGAGAGGCGAGGCGGGACAGCAUUGGAGUGCAGGGCUAGCGUGAGUGGUGUGGUGCCCGUGCUCUCCCCUGCUCAGCAGCGCGUCGUAACCCUGUCUGUUCAACCCACCACGCGCUGCUUGCCAUCUCCCCUCCCCCCCGCCCUCGUAUACGUUUUUCCUGAUGGAGCACAGCAGCAGCAAGCGGCGGAGACGGCAUGGAAGAGCUUCGGUGGACCGCGGAGCAAAAAGCCUAAACCCGCCACCGCAACAGCGCCCCCCGCGCUCUGGCCGCUGUUGCCUGCAUGCCUGCGCGCCCCCUUCCUGACGCAGCUGGGUGUGCCGUUGCCCGUAAAAAUCAAGCGCAAUAAGCUGUCUCCCAAGCAAGCACUACCCACCAUGGCAUGCCUGCCUACUGUCCCACCCUUCCAUUCCACCCCUCACCGCUUUCCCCGUGUUCCCUAUCCUGCCCAUCCUCCGUUGAAGCAGAGGAUGAGUACGGAAGAGGACGUGCUGGCACGGCAGCUGAGCGAGGAGCAAGUAGAGCAGGUGAGCGUGAGAGCACACGUCAGGGGCACCUUGUCAGAACACGCUCCUGCCUUCCCCCUCACACUGCUCUGUUGUCCGCAUGUGCUCACUUGCCCUCUUCCCCAUUCCCAUGCCAUUGCCCACAGCGCUUCCCUCGCUCUUGUGCCCGUGCCGUCCACCCUCUCCCCUCUCCCCUCGCCCCUCGCCCCUCGCCCCCUCGCCCCUCGUUGCUGCGCCCAGCUGCACAGUCUCAGGGCCAGCCGCUACUUCCUUCUCCUUGACCAGACACUGGCGCACCGACCACCUCCUCCACCUCCCCUUCUGCCAUCGCUCUCACAGUCACGCGCCCAGCCACCAGCGCCCCCGCCCGUGUCACUCCCAGGAUCGCAACCCCAGGCAGCUACAGCAGCAGGCUCACAACAGCCAUCGGCAGCGUCACCCUCCUCCUCCGCGGCGGCAGAGAGCGAGUCGCCCAACUUCCGCUUCUCGCAGCCGCUCUCCCUCGUCCGCAUCUCCUCCCUCACUCCCUCCCUCGCUCCUUCCCCCUCCAUCGUCCCCUCCCUCGCUCCUUCCCCCACUUUCGCCCCCUCCCUCGCUCCGUCACCCUCCCUCGCCCCCUCCCUCGCUCCGUCACCCUCCCUCGCCCCCUCCCUCGCUCCUUCCCCCGCCCUCGCCCCCUCCCUCGCUCCGUCACCCUCCCUCGCCCCCUCCCUCGCUCCGUCACCCUCCCUCUUUCCUGCCUCUCCUCAUGCCCCCACCGCCCUGACUACAACCGCCGCUGCGCCUGCCACUCCCACGGUCACAGCGAAGCAGCUCUACUCCCACAUCAAGGCGUUCCUGGCGGGGCGAGCUGGGGGGAGUGACAGUGUGCAUGGCAGUGCGGACGGUGGUGGGGGAGGUACUAAUGGGGAGAGUGGAGGGGAGGAGGAGGCGCAGGCCAUGUGGCGUGUGGUGCGGGCAUGCGGGGUGGACUCACACACACCCCCACCUUCCAUCAUCCUGUGUCUGCUGCACACGGCCCAGCGAAGCCGUGUUCCGUGCUCACACCGACCGGCUCCCUUUUUUCUCCACCCGGCUCCUCCAUACAUGUGUCUGCAGCUUCAGGCACUGUUGCGCAUGGGCAUGUGGGCGGGGGUGUGCAGCACACGCAACGCCACCACGCCACUGCACGUGGCGGCGUAUGGCAGCCACGUGGAUUGCAUGCGCCUGCUGGUGGAGGACGGGGCUGACAUCCGCGCUCGCACUGCUGGCGGCUCGUCCUUUCUUUGCUCUCCUGCCUUCACCUUGACCCUCUCCAUCCUGCUGUCCUCCCGCAUUGCUUCCAAAGCUGCUUUCGUCCCCCGCCUAUAUCCGACCGCCUCCCGUCAUCCACCCUCCACUCUCCCAGGGACGCCGCUGCACAACGCAACGAGCCAGGAGCAGUGGGACGCAGUGAGAUGGCUGGCACGGCGGGGGAUAGAACCAGCAGAGGUGGAAGCAGCCGGGGCCAACCCCAAGGCGCACCUCAAGGCGCACCUCAUGGCAAGGGCGGUGCAGAUGGUGCGGGAGGAGCAUGAGAGGCGCGUGGGGUGUGGGGGGAUGGAGGAGCAUGGAUGGGGGGACGAGCCUUGUGUGAAUGCAUUUCUUGCGCUUCCUGACUUCCUUCUCCCACUGCUCAGUGGUUAG
Messenger RNA from Closterium sp. Naga37s-1, 2211 nucleotides. NCBI's taxonomy places the organism in Eukaryota, Viridiplantae, Streptophyta, Zygnematophyceae, Desmidiales, Closteriaceae. The record is from the annotation of a GenBank genome assembly.